CGCUGUCGUCGUCUCCCUCGUCCUCCUCUCCGUGUUGUUGUUCUCGGUGACGCGACGGAGGUGUAGCCUGACGCGGUCUCUUACGUGUCGGUCUGAAUAAAAGUGGAGCUCCGUAGACCCGGGAGUGACGAAGCGAGUCUGUGUUGGUAAGAGGAUACGCAUCCGAAGUUUGCUAAACAGAUAGAUGGCUGCCCAGAGAAGUUAUUUGCGCCUAAUAUCCGCACAAAGCCAACAAAGAGAUCAUGGCGGCGGUGUUGCAGAGGCUCUCAAAAUGAGUCAGUCUCUGCAAGGCUCGCAACACAACUGAGACAUAGAUUUUAAACGACAAUGGAGGCUGGUGCAGACACACAGCAAAGUGGUGAAACAGUUGUCUCAGAGUCUGAGACCCAGCAGAUCACCAUUGGACAGACAGGGUAUGAAUGUGGGUUGUCAUGGUUGCAGGCCUCCAUAGCAGCUGGCCAGGUGACAUCCAGCGGUCCCACAGUCACCCUUGUGCAGUUACCCAACGGUCAGACAGUCCAAGUGCACGGGGUGAUCCAAGCUGCUCAGCCCUCUGUCAUCCAGUCCCCACAAGUCCAGACUGUACAGAUUUCGACUGUUGCUGAGAGUGAGGACUCUCAGGAGUCUGUAGACAGCGUGACAGAUUGUCAGAAGAGGAGAGAGAUCCUGUCCAGACGGCCUUCUUACAGGAAGAUUCUGAAUGAUUUGUCAUCGGAUGCUCCAGCAGUGCCUCGAAUUGAGGAAGAAAAGUCAGAGGACGACACAGCCCCUGCCAUCACCACAGUCACCAUGCCCACUCCCAUCUAUCAGACUAGCAGUGGCCAGUACAUUGCCAUUACCCAAGGUGGGGCCAUCCAGCUGGCCAAUAACGGCACAGAUGGAGUGCAGGGCCUGCAGACACUGACCAUGGCCAACGCCGGCCAGCAAGGUGCCACCAUCCUGCAGUACGCCCAGACCAGCGACGGGCAGCAGAUCCUAGUGCCCAGCAACCAAGUGGUUGUACAAGCCGCCUCAGGUGAUGUCCAGGCCUAUCAGAUACGCACAGCCCCCACCAGCGCCAUCACUCCCGGGGUCGUCAUGGCGACUUCGCCUGCACUGGGCACAGGAGGAGGCACUGAGGAAGUCACACGCAAAAGGGAGGUCAGACUUAUGAAAAACAGGGAGGCAGCCCGCGAGUGUCGCCGGAAGAAGAAGGAGUACGUCAAGUGUCUGGAGAACCGCGUGGCCGUGCUGGAGAACCAGAACAAAACCCUCAUCGAGGAACUCAAAGCCCUCAAAGACUUGUACUGCCACAAAUCUGAGUAGAAAACGUCACCAAACGCCUGCCAGGGGCUCGACAGGUGCCCGUCUGUCCCCAUGUACAGAGACUCAGCACAGAGCCAUGCAUCUGGAUAACACUCCCCUCCCCCACUCCCCACCCCCCCUUUUGUACUCUUUUGCUUUCUUUUUAAAAACUGCUGAGAAAUCUUCAAAGUGACUCACCAGGAUUAGAAAAAAAAACACCCCCCCCCCAUCACAUCCCACUUCAGCGAUCAGUCAGAGAAGCAAUGUGGACAACAGACGUGGAGGAGACUCCAACUAUACAGGGUCCUCGUGGUGAAGUGAUGGAACAGACAAUGAGGCUGUUGUGUGUGUUUUUUGACGCCACCAAAGGGACGCCUUCCAGUCACUGGUGCCCGGACAAACUAGGCAACGUCACCAGCAACGGGGAACCGCUCACUUAACCAUCACCGAUAACGACAGAACUUUUUACGUCAGAACAUUUAAUCUCCCCCAAGACACUUGGAUCAAUUUGGAGAGGUUACUUUUGUGUGCAAUGUUUGUAACCGUAACUGCGCUCUUGGAUUAACAUCUGUUACUUACUAAUGCUUUGAACAGUAGAUGGGCCGUAUCAUGGACAUUUUAUCUUUUAGCUGUGAUUUGUUUUAUGUAUUGGAUUAUCUGCUUGCAUAAUGCCAAUGACUUUUUUUUUUUUUUUUUUUUACUUUGAAUUUACUUUGCCUUGAUAUGACAUGAACAAAAACGCUAACCAUUAUGUUGGAUUGUAGAUGGUUUCCGUGUUAAACGCACCUCUGAAAGUACGUGAUGAAGAGAGACCGUAGUCAACAGUCUCUCGAGUGGAACAGUGGAACUCUUUAAGUGUUUAUUUGGUCUCUGAUGCAUGUUCCUUCCUUCCCAAUCAUAUUACUAAGGCUCAUU
Sander lucioperca (pikeperch) is the source of this 2199-nucleotide messenger RNA. RefSeq names its product cyclic AMP-responsive element-binding protein 1-like. Gene Ontology annotation, cellular component: nucleus; ATF4-CREB1 transcription factor complex. The transcript is spliced from 8 exons. Bases 328 to 1305 code for a protein of 325 amino acids. Gene Ontology annotation, biological process: regulation of transcription by RNA polymerase II. The record is from RefSeq and is a predicted model, not a curated record. Lineage: Eukaryota; Metazoa; Chordata; Actinopteri; Perciformes; Percidae. Gene Ontology annotation, molecular function: cAMP response element binding; protein binding; DNA-binding transcription factor activity, RNA polymerase II-specific.